AAGUUGGGCGAAUGGGCGUUCACUAGCCGUCCAUAUGACAUCAUCUCAAAAGGGAAUUCUCGGUCAGUCCCCUAUAAAACCGGCUGUUCUCUCCAAUGCUGGAGUCACUGAGAGCACAGCCGCUGCUAUCAAACACAGGACGUCUCGAAAACGGUCUAUUUCUACCGCCAUGUCUUCAUACGCGUCUUCAGACUCUCGUCGCGUCAGUGCCGCCGUGAGCGGCGUCAAAUUCGGCACGGCGCACCGCAAGAAAGCCUCGCCGAACAUCUUCGAGAACGUCAACCAGGACGCCCUGGUGAAACUCUUCGAGAAAGCCGGAGACCUGAAGGCGGCGGAGAGAGCCAGGAGCAUCCUCUCGCUGCACCAGGAUCCUGAGGGCAUUUCCAGAGCGCUCAUGGCUCUUCAGCAGGACAAGAAGGACACAUUUAUGCUCAUUACCGGACUGACGCGCCAGUCGCUGAAGUUUCGUUGAGGGAAGUUUUCGUUGGGACGCUGUGCAGAGGUGUGCACAGAGAA
Molecule: messenger RNA, 516 nt
Organism: Sinocyclocheilus rhinocerous
Lineage: Eukaryota; Metazoa; Chordata; Actinopteri; Cypriniformes; Cyprinidae
Product: protein C8orf4 homolog
Exons: 1
Coding region: 35-472 (145 amino acids)
Biological process (GO): negative regulation of Notch signaling pathway; endothelial cell activation involved in immune response
Cellular component (GO): nucleus; cytosol
Molecular function (GO): Notch binding
Source: RefSeq, a predicted model, not a curated record